AUGAUCUCCUCACACUACAACAGAAUCAUUAUUAUCUUCACCCUACUCACCUUCACCUUCACAAAUAUUGCCCAAGGAACAUUUUCUAUCAGUCUGCCUCAAACAAUGACAAGCGGAGGUCCAACCAAUCCAACUGCGACCUGCAGUUCUCACCUCCACUCCAACUUAGCACCUGGCUCAAGCACCACUACUUGGACAUCUGCAUCUUCAACAUAUACCCAGAUCCUGCCUGGUUGCUGCUUUCGGAGCAAUGGAAUUCCGGGAUCAUGUGAGACUCAAUCCACAUGCAAGCCACAAACAGGAACUCCAGCAACUUCAACCACAGUACCGACUUCAAAUCCUACCGUAUCCGCAACUCCGAGUCCUAGUCCAAGCCCAACUCAAAGUUCAGGACGGCGGAGCAUGGAGCUGGACACCUCUCUACUGCGCUCGUUCGCUGUAUUGGGACUGAUCUCGAUGGCCUUGAGUUAUUUGGUAUUUUGA
Botrytis deweyae is the source of this 483-nucleotide messenger RNA. RefSeq lists its product as uncharacterized. The coding region runs from base 1 to 483 and encodes 160 amino acids. Lineage: Eukaryota; Fungi; Ascomycota; Leotiomycetes; Helotiales; Sclerotiniaceae. The transcript has 2 exons. The record is from RefSeq and is a predicted model, not a curated record.